Molecule: messenger RNA, 2414 nt
Organism: Aphidius gifuensis
Lineage: Eukaryota; Metazoa; Arthropoda; Insecta; Hymenoptera; Braconidae
Product: disks large 1 tumor suppressor protein-like
Exons: 11
Coding region: 357-1781 (474 amino acids)
Biological process (GO): chemical synaptic transmission
Cellular component (GO): neuromuscular junction; postsynaptic density membrane; neuron projection
Molecular function (GO): protein binding
Source: RefSeq, a predicted model, not a curated record
ACCUGGUUUCUAGUCUUCAGGCUUGAUCAGCUUUUCCUACCCCUUGGUCUUUCAGCUUUCUGAAUUCUGUCGGCUGUAUUUUGGGGAAGACACUCUAGGAUUUACAUACAUUGAUGUGAUGUGAUGUUUGUGUUCAUUAUUUAAUUUACAUAUUAGUUGAUUACAUCACUGUGAAUGUUCAAGUGUAAGCAAUAAACAACUGUCAAAGUAAUCCUUGACCUAGACCAAUCAAGACAAUAAAAUUAAAGUUAAACUGAUACAAAUAUUUACAAAAAUAUAUUUUCAUGUGUCUAAAAUAAACAAUAACGAUAAAUAUUAUAAUAAUAUUUACAAUCAAUUUGUAAAAUAUAUAAAAUAUGACACGAAGUAUGGAAAAAAAAUUUCCAACUGAUUCUCUUUUAUCAUGGGAAAAACGUAACAAAAGCAAUGUGAGGACAGUAACAUUGUCCAAAGGACCAUCAGGUCUUGGUUUUCAUAUUAUUGGUGGUGAAAGUGGUGCUGGUAUUUUUAUAUCAUAUAUAGUACCUGGUGGAUUAGCUCAUUCAAAUGGUCAAUUAAAAUGUGGUGAUCAAAUAUUAAGAGUCAAUGGUAUUGACCUACAAUCAGCUGUUCAUCAAAAAGCUGUUGCUGUAUUAAAAGGUCCAGAAAAUAUUGUAAAAAUUGAAGUAGAAUACAAGAUACAAGAGUACAAUCAGUUAGAUAAAAAAAUUACAGCAAUUAGACAAGAACUUUCUUCAACACUAUCAAAAACAUCAAUACAAAGAAAUAUUGAUACUAGAAAAAAAUCAAUCUACGUUAGGGCACUUUUUGAUUAUGAUCCAAAUAAUGAUGAUGGUCUGCCAAGUCGAGGUGUUGCAUUUAAAUUUGGUGAUGUUUUACAUGCUACAAAUGCUAGUGAUAUUGAAUGGUGGCAAGCAAAAAAAAUAACUGGAUUACAUGAAGAAGAAUUAGGAAUAAUACCAUCACAUAAAAGAUGGGAACGUAAAAAACGUGCACGUGAUCGUUCAAUUAAAUUUCAUCAAGGAAAUUCUACUUGUUUUUUAAACAAAAGCUUGACAGUUAAUGAAAAAAAGAAAAGUUUUAGUUGGAAAUUUCCUUUUAGAAAAAGUAAAAAAGACAAAUUCAAUGAAAGUACUGAUAGUUUUAUUCAAGAACUGAAGACAGUUUUGACGUAUGAAAAAGUUGAGAAAACUGAAGUUGAUUAUCCAAGACCAAUAAUUAUUCUGGGUCUAUUGAAAGAUCGUAUAAUUGAUGAUCUUAUUAAUGAAUUUAGUGAACGAUUUACAACUUGUGUACCACACACAACAAGAGCUAAAAGAGGUCAUGAAGAAACUGGACUUUAUCAUUUUGUUACAAGAGAACAAAUGGAACUUGAUAUACAAAAUCAGUUGUUUAUUGAAGUUGGACAACUUGAUAAUAAUCUUUAUGGCACAUCUAUAGCAGCUGUUAGAGAUGUUUUUGAAAAGAGAAAACAUUGUGUGCUUGAUGUAAGUGGUAAUGCAAUUAAAAGAUUACAAGCUGUUCCAAUUUACCCAAUUGCUAUUUUUAUAAAACCAAAAUCAAUUGAUUCUAUAAUGGAAAUGGUCAAAAGAAUUAAUAAAAAACAAGCAACACAAAUGUAUGACCAGUUUAUGAGUAUUGAGCAAGAAUUUAAAAAAUAUUUUACUGCUAUUGUUGAAGGUGAUACACCAGAAGAAAUUGAUGCUAGUGUUAAAUCUGUUAUUAAAGAACAAUCACAUUAUAGUCAUAUUUGGAUAUCUUCUGAUGAUCAACAACUGUAAUGUUGUAACUUUGUCACUACCUAUCAAAGAUCAGGAUGCAAUUGCCAGUCUGAUACUCUUGAAUAUUAUCAUACUUCCCAAAGGUCAGACUGCUCAAUGCAUCAGUUAAGUACAAAAUUAAUUUUCAAUCAUUUUUGUAAAAAUCAUUCUAAAUGUAUUUUAAUAAUAAAAGAAAAAUAAAUCAGGGAUUAGAUUUUUAAAAAUACAUUUAUAUUAUUUGAUUAAUAAUAUUCUAAGCUUAUACAUUUUUUUUUAUUAUUUUGAUUUUAACAAGACUGAGACCAUAAUGCGCCAUAAUUUAUGUCUAGUCAUAUUUUAUGGUUUCUAGUUUUUGUAACUUGAUAGAAACAAAAAAAAAAACUUUUGUUUUCAAGUUGAAAAAAAGAGAAACUAUUGUUUUAAUUAUGACUACAAAAUUCAUGUCCUCUCAAUUACAAUUGUUAUUGAUGGUGUUGAAAUAAUAAUAAUAUGUAAACAAUUGAAAAUAAAUAAUAAAGUUUAAAAAAUAAUGAAACUCAUGAUAUUUUCUUGAUUUUAUAAAUGUUUAUAAACAGAUGAUGUUGAUUUUCUAUCAAGUCAAUUUUAAUUUAAUUAAAAGCUAAAUUAACAUCCAGCUAAGUUUAUUAUUAUUAA